AUGGCAAUAUCGACCGUUCAGAGACUCUCCUCACAAGCCAACCGCCUUCAAUCUCUCUCUCCUUUCACCAAAUACGUCUUCGUCCGCUCCUCCGCCUUCGCUGCCACCACCACCACCUCCUCCUCCUCCGCCAAAGUCGCCGACAGAAUCGUCAAGCUCUUCGCGGUUGACCUCGACGGUAAAAAGCGGGUAAUAAUGGGCCUCUCUGGCCAGACUCUUCUCAAGGCUUUGACCAACAGCGGUCUUAUUGACCCUGCGUCCCACCGCCUAGGGGAGAUCGACGCUUGCUCCGCCGAGUGCGAGGUCAGCAUCGCCCAGGAGUGGCUUAAUAAGCUGCCACCGAGAUCUUAUGAUGAGGAGUAUGUUUUGAAGAGGAAUUCUAGAGCUAGGGUUUUGAACAAGCACGCUAGGUUGGGAUGCCAGGUCGUCCUUGUUCCAGAGCUUCAAGGUAUGGUUGUUGCGGUUCCCGAGCCAAAACCUUGGGAUAUCCCCUAAAAUGAUGAGUUCCGGGUUUUGUUUUGGUUUGGCUUUACCUUGCUAUUUGGAAUUGAAUAUUCAAUAAUGUGCACACUUGAAAUGGAUUUAUGUUUCCUAAAAUGUGG
Molecule: messenger RNA, 602 nt
Organism: Hevea brasiliensis (rubber tree)
Lineage: Eukaryota; Viridiplantae; Streptophyta; Magnoliopsida; Malpighiales; Euphorbiaceae
Exons: 1
Coding region: 1-495 (164 amino acids)
Biological process (GO): P450-containing electron transport chain
Cellular component (GO): mitochondrion
Molecular function (GO): 2 iron, 2 sulfur cluster binding
Source: RefSeq, a predicted model, not a curated record